AUGCGUUCGACUUGGAAAUCAUUUGAGGAUUAUGAACGCGCAUUUGACCUACACAAUAACCAGUGCGGAUCGGAGGAUGUAUCGAUUCAGUGUUCUUAUAUCCUCAUAGGCUGCGCUGGUGACAGUUCCCUUUUCAUUAGACAUUUUCUCGCUAACGAAACGCGUAUCUCGCUUUCCUAUCCGUUAGCGGAGAAACGAGUGUCACAUUGCGUUUUGCGGAUCGUUCUGGGAGAAUCUUUCAAGAUCCCCGAAGGAAGAGCUUUUGAAAGGCUACACGUCACCAUUUUAUAUCCGAUCAAUGGCGUCGGUGAUCUGCUGAUUUGA
This is a messenger RNA of Necator americanus (New World hookworm), 324 nucleotides long. RefSeq lists its product as uncharacterized. Lineage: Eukaryota; Metazoa; Nematoda; Chromadorea; Rhabditida; Ancylostomatidae. The record is from RefSeq and is a predicted model, not a curated record. Bases 1 to 324 code for a protein of 107 amino acids. The transcript is spliced from 3 exons.